Molecule: messenger RNA, 2466 nt
Organism: Moesziomyces aphidis
Lineage: Eukaryota; Fungi; Basidiomycota; Ustilaginomycetes; Ustilaginales; Ustilaginaceae
Source: the annotation of a GenBank genome assembly
AUGUUCAAGGCCAUCUUCUCAUCAUCGAGCAGCUCCAAGGAGCAGAAUAGCAAGAGCGAUUCGCGACCGUCGUCGGCCUCCUCGUCCAAACACAAGCAAAGCGCAUCACCUUCAUCCUCGCCCACCAUGGACUCGCUGCCGCUCCUACCUUCGCGUGCCUCUAGCUCAGCAAUGGCUGCUUGGACCAUUCCGCCCUUUCCUCAUCCGCUUCCCGAGCGUCGUAUCGGCAUACUACCCACGGAGCAAGGGCUGCUAGUUUAUCCACGCAGCUCUACACAUGUGGCAGGCAAUCGCCAUCAUCCUAUCCACCACGUCAAGGCAAGCACCGCGGCUGCCCCCGCCGCCAACUCGUCCAAUCGGCCGUACGGUUCAGGAGAUGGCUUCAAGGUCGCAACCAUCGGCGCUUCCCAUGCGCCUUCGUCUAGCACCUCGGCCGCUCCAGUCGCCGCUACCGGUGCACUUCCGUCCCUCACUUCACUCGAUGUCGGCUUCCUCAUCGACUGGACCAGGGAAGCCAAGAUCACUCCGUUGGCUCCCCCUGCAUGGUCAUCCCUCUUGGACAGCGCCUCCUCAGAUGAGCCGACGUUGGAGUGCUCCGGCAUCAUCGGUCUUUCCUGCUUCUUCAACAGCAGCUAUCUGUUUGUCAUCACCGACUCCAAGCUGAUCGGCCACUACUUCCACGAUACUCGCCCCAUCUACUGCUGCACCGGCGUGCUUGCCAUCCCGCUCCUGCAGCAGGAAGCUACGCAAGCCAUCCGUGCUCAGUUGACAAAGCAAGGCAGCCCACCCACACCAUCCGUCCAAUCCUCAUCGCACAGGGACGAUGCCGAUGUCUCUGACUCAAAGGACCAAUCGGACUCCGAGAGCGAGGGCGACACCGAGUCGAGCGAAUCUGACUAUGACGACGUUGAAACUCCGGCUGCUAUCCCGAGGGAGCCGUUCUUUUCGUCGCUCCCGGCCUCGCAACGCAGCGACACUUUGCGUGUGCCCAAGUCACGGCCCUGGCUUACGCGUGCCGCUCGAGCCGUUUCAGAUAGCCGCAUCGAGACCAUCUCCGAGGAUGCAGAUACGCAGGCCAAGCUGGCAGAUGCUUCCGUCCAUGCCGUCGACAUGACUGACGAGCCGGAAGUCAUCCCAAUCCCAGACCCCGUUGUCGACGCAGAAGUUCACGACACGUCAGCUGUCGCUGCCACCCCCGACGAACAGUGGCAUGCCGCCAAGCAAGCUGAGCUCGAGGACAAGGCUGUCAGAGAGACAGCCAAGUACUGGGCUCGCGGCGAGUUCUGGUUCAGUUACGACUUUGAUCUCACCACGUCGCUGCAGAACAAGCGGCGUGCGCUCGACAAGUCAGCGCGCUCUGAUUCAGGCGCCGCGCCGCGCUCGAUGCCACGGCCGCUGCAUCCCACGCAGGGUUCAGCCAGCGACGCUUCCGACUCGACCACGCACUUCCCUUUGCUUGCCGAGCCCUAUCCAAACCUUCCGCUUUGGCGCAGAGCAGAUCGACGGUUCUGGCACAACGAGCACAUGUCCAGAGAUUUCGUCCACGCCGGCCUGCAUGCCUAUAUCCUUCCGGUCAUGCAAGGCUAUCUGCAAACGGUUAGUCUACCGGUGCGCCCGCAGGAUGCGCCCGAAGCAUACACAGCGUCGACCGAGGCCAAGGUCGACGAGCCGGUGGUGCGCUGUCAAUUGAUGGUCAUCUCGCGCCGCUCCAAGGAGAGGGCAGGCCUGCGCUAUCAACGCAGAGGCAUCAACGAGGCGGGCCAGGUGGCCAACUUUGUCGAGACCGAACAGCUGGUGUACGUGCUACGCAGUCGUGCGGGUGUGGCAUCUGCUAGCGAAGUGGUCGCGGAUGCUCUUUCAUUUGUGCAGAUCCGAGGCUCGAUCCCGCUCUACUGGUCCCAGAGCCCCUUCUCGCUCAAGCCACCGCCGGUGCUCGAGCGCACCGAGGUGGAGAACCUUGACGCAAGCCGGAAGCACUUUGGCGUGCAGGUCGACCGUUAUGGCUCUAUCACGUGCAUCAACCUGGCAGAACAGGGUGGGAAAGAAGGUGCCAUCUCAAAAGCAUACCGAGCUGCAGCGGAGAAGUUGCGGGACGAAGACGUGGCCGGAGGCAGCGGCAAGACGUGGGACCGCAAGAAGGUUCACUAUGUCGACUUUGACUUCCACAAGGAGUGCUCGGGCAUGCGUUUCGAGAACGUCGCCAAGCUCAUUGCGCAGAUGGAGCCGACGCUGGCGCAGAUGAAGUAUUACCAUCAUCGCAGCGUCGGUGCUGCCAAAGCCGAUGUGGAGGUGCUCAACAUGCAGACGGGAGUGUUCCGCGUUUCGUGCCUCGACUGCCUGGACCGCACAAACGUCGUGCAGUCCGCCUUUGCCAGGCAUGUGCUGACUGGCCAGUUUGCUAAGCUCGGCAUUCGAGUGGGCGACUCCGUUUCUUCGUCCGCAUCUGCCGCCGAGACAGCAACCUAG